AUGGCGGAUCCUGGGAAGAGGAUGCCGUGGGGCAUGAAGAUCGGCGGGCUUAAGCCGGGGGCAAAGGAGACCAUCACGGACAAGAAGCUCAAGACCUUCGUCGUCGGCAAGCAGAAGAAGAGCAGGUUGCAAAAGGAGAGAGAGGUGAAGGAAGAGAAGAAGAAGGAGGCGGACGUAGAAGCAGCCAAGAUCUACGAGCAGUUCGUGCAGUCUUUCGACGGCGGAGGGCCCGACGACGGGAAGACUUUUCUCAGAGGGGGCGUCGCGGGAGGCAGGGGGGGGGGGGGGAUGGGAGCGCCACCCGCAAGGGGAGCGGCGGGGCGCGGCGGAGGGAGUUCCGGGAGCGCUCUCGGAGCGUACGGGCCCGCUUCGGGCGGCGGGGGCGGGGUGCCGAUGCCGUCCGCCCUAGCAGGGCUGAUGGGGCUCCCAGGUGCCAGUGCGGUGGGGGAGGAGUACAAGCUAGGUGGUGGUAAGCCUGGAGCCAAGGCUGCAAAGCCCAUGAGCGAGAUGGAAAAGAUGGUCGAGGAGAUGAAGCAGCGGCAGGAGCAACGAAUGAACCCAGGGAAGGCACACCGCGGGCAGCAGGGUGGAAGACAGAUCGACACCUUUUUUGAGGAGAUCAAGGGACGAGUGGACAAGGGAUCUAGUCACCAGAUGUACUCCGACCAAACUCCCAGCUCCGGUUCCAUGGACGACGGCGACCCGACUUCGACCAACUUGUACCUGGGGAACCUGGCCCCCACGGUGACCGAGGAGGCUUUGCAGGAGGCGUUUUCCCCCUUCGGCAAGGUGUACUCGAUCAAGAUCAUGUGGCCCAGGACCGACGAAGAAAGAGCCCGGAAGCGGAACUGCGGCUUCCUGAGCUUCUGGCGGAAGGAGGACGCCGUCAACGCCAAGCGUGCGAUGAUGGACACGGACUUCGAGGGGCACCGCAUGUCUAUCGGGUGGGGCAAGCCCAUCAACAAGCUGGCCAAUGCCGUUGGCGUGGAGACCAAGAUUGAGGGGCAUGACGCCCCCCCUCCCGACGUGCUUGACCCUGGCCUUCCGGAGAGCCUGCAGAACCUGACCCCGGAGGCGAAGGCCAGCCUGCAGAAGAUCCUGCCCACGCUUAACCCCAGCAACAACGCGGUGGCGGCGUCUCUCCAGGCGCUGACGGGGGCCAACAACUGGCUCGGCACGGUAGCCAAGUUUGGGAUAAAUUCGAACAACGGUGGUGCCGCCGGGGGGGCAAUGGCUGGCCUGGUGGCGGGUGCUUCUGCGUCUCCCCGCCCGGGGUUGCCAGGCGGCAUCGGCGGCGGUGCUGCUCCCGCUCGGCCCAUCCUCACCAGCAGCACCAGCGGAGGCGGCAAGAAAUCAAACGGGAAAAGGUUCGCCUCAUCCUCCUCCACCAAGAAAUCCAACGGCGGCGGGGGAGGGGGCACCGCAGACGGCGACGGGGGGGGGGACCCUCGGUCGAGAUCCAGGUCGAGGUCCGGGUCUCGGAGCAGCUCGAGGUCUUCCAGAUCUUCAAGGUCUUCUAGGUCUUCUAGGUCGUCGAGAUCGUCUAGGUCUUCUAGGUCGUCGAGGGGUCGGCGGUCGAGCAGCCGUGGGAGUUCGCGGUCGAGGAGCAGCGGGAGCAGCAGGUCGCGGUCGGGCAGCAGGGGGGGUCGGUCUAGGUCGCGGUCUUCGUCAAGGAGUCGCAGCAGGGGGCGCGGAAGGAGCAGGCACCGCAGCGACAGCCGGUCGAGGUCGAGAAGCCGACGGUCGGAGGACGGGCCUCGAAAGGGGGACGUCAAGAUCGAAGUGGAGAUCCCAGCGGAGAAGGAGAGGCGCUACAUGGUGGACCGCACGGCACGCUACGUCGCCAAGGACGGGCAGCCUUUCGAACAACGCCUCCUGGACCGCGAGGCUGGAAACCCUGACUUCGCGUUUCUCUUCGAGUACGAGUCGAAGGAGGGGCAGUACUACCGCUGGAAGGUGUUUUCUCUCGUGAUGGGAGACAGAGAGGACCGUUGGGUUACCCGGCCGUACCAGAUGACCCCCAACGGCCCCUGGUGGGUCCCUCCGGAAGAGCCGUUGACCUCUUCCAGCGACAGCGAGGACGAGGAGGAGCGCGAGAGGCAGAGGGAGAUCAAGCGGAAGAAGGAGGCCCUGGCCAACAGGUACAAGUAUCAAACCGGGCGCGAGCUGGAGAAAGCCCGCGAGCAGGACAAGGGUGCGCAGGAACUUAGCGACAAGGACUUCGACGCCUUCAGCGCCCUGCUCAGAGGCCUGACCAACAGCGCCGACGUGGUCGGGGUGCUCAAGGAAAGCCUCCUCGUGCCCGAAACCCCCAUUCACGUGAAAAUCGCGAGGCUGUACCUGCUGUCGGACAUCCUGCACAACAGCUCGGCCCCCGUGAAGAAAGCCUCCUCGUACAGGACGCACCUACAGAAGGGGCUGCCGGAGAUUUUCGACGGGCUGAAUGAAGCGUUCCGGGGCGUGGAGGGGCGCAUGACUGCCAAGCAGGUGGAAGACAGGAUCAUGGCGCUGCUGGCGGCGUGGGACAACUGGUCUAUCUACCCCCCGCUGUACAUCACCGGCCUCGAGGCGUCCUUCAUGCGCAAGUCCGGAGACCUUGAAGCGAAGGACCUCACGGGCGUGGAGGAAUCGUCCCUCGACAAAGAAGCCCUGGCUCAGAAGGCUAAUCAGGCUGGAAUCCACACGGAGGGCCUCUCCGCUCUAGACCUCCUCAAGCGGCUCAACUACCUCAACGAGUACGCCAAACGCAAGGCGGCGAGAAAAGCGGGCGGUACCGCCGCUUCUGCUGGUGCUGGCGCGGGGAGUAACGGUAGCAGCGGCAACGCGGGCGGUCGGGCGGAAGACGAAGGCAGUGGUGAUGACGAUGACGAUGAUGAUGAGGAGGACCUGGAUGGAGUACCGCUGGACGAGCGCAUGGAGCGGAACGUUCUUCGCAAGGUGGAGACGGAGGUGCUGAAGCUGAGAGAUGACUUGGAGGCAAAGGGUACCCCAGAGGAGCAAAUAAAGUCGCGGUGUGCAGCGAAGCGGGCAGAGAUGAUGGACACUUGGGAGAAGAACAAGGCAACCCUGAAGCGUGGCUCCAGCAGCAGCAGCAGCAGAAGCGGAGGUGAUAGCAGGGACAGGAGGGACAGCAAGUCGCGGGAGCGAAGCAAACCCAGAGACAGCGGCGGCGGCGGCGGCGGUAGCAGCAGCAACGGACGCGAGUCGGGCGGAAAGGGGAGAGAAGCGAUUAGCAGCAGCAGCGGCGGUGGCAGGGACAGCGGCAGCACACGGGAGCGUCGGAGUUCGGUCGGCAAGGAGUCGGAGGCGCACUCUUCCGGCAAACGACCUCACUCGGCCUCCCCGUCGACCACUUCUUCCUUGGACAGGGGGGGCAGGGACAAGGACCGAGGAAGAGGUCGCGACAGGGAGCGGUCGAGCUCGCGGGGUAGACCCGACAGGCUCGACAGAAAGAGCACCAGCGUUCGGGACUCGGCGGCAGACAAGGACGGCGGUAGCGGCAGGGCCGACCGUAGCGGAGAUAAAGACAGGGCAAGGGACGGCAGCAGCAGAGGCGACAAGGAUAGCAGCGGCGGCGGCGACGGCAAGAGGAAAGACCGUAGGCGGAGCAGGAGCAAGAGCCGCAGCCCUUCUUCCAAGCGGGCGAAGCGGGCGAGGAGCAGCGACAGAGGGGACAGGGAUCGGGAUAGGAAAGAGAGAGACCGCCGGCGCUGAAGAAACAAAUAACUAAAGUAGCCAGCUCGACGGGGCAAAACUACAGCAGCAGCACUUAUUUUUAGUUUGCUCCUGUUUUCUCGGCUUCCUGAGUUCCUUUUACCUUGCUCUCGUUUUUUCCUCCGAUUUCCUUGGUGGUAAACUCGGUUGGCACUCUCUUUUGGCGAGACUGUGUGCCGAGUGCCGGGGGUGUAUCGCUCUCGCGUAAUAUCCAGGCAGUUUGUGGAUGUGGAAGAACACGUUUGCUACCGCUGGGUAGGGUGCUACAUUUGUUACUAUGUUCAAGCGUUGUGCGCUCUUCUUCUCGGCAGUUGUGCGCGCGUGCCCGCAGUGAGCGUUGAAAUUUCGGUGCAAGUAAGACUCUUUUCCUUCCUUGAUGGUUCUUGAUUACGGGGCCUAUGACGACGCAUACGCCUGGCAGCCAAGCCUUCUUCCAAAGUAGUAGUGGUAUAAGCGGUGGUGGUAGUAGUAGCAGCAGCAGCAGUAGCAGUGGUAGAAGUAAAUGGCAACAGACAUGAGCACCGU
Ectocarpus siliculosus is the source of this 4239-nucleotide messenger RNA. The record is from the annotation of a GenBank genome assembly. Lineage: Eukaryota; Phaeophyceae; Ectocarpales; Ectocarpaceae.